This is a messenger RNA of Jaminaea rosea, 1467 nucleotides long. RefSeq lists its product as hypothetical. Bases 1 to 1467 code for a protein of 488 amino acids. Lineage: Eukaryota; Fungi; Basidiomycota; Exobasidiomycetes; Microstromatales. The record is from RefSeq and is a predicted model, not a curated record. The transcript has a single exon.
AUGUACUUCACUCCCGCCCUCCUUUCGGCCCUCUCCCUCUCAGCCGUGACGGCUAUGCCCAUCAACGUUGCUCGCUCCAACGAGCUUGGUCAAUUCAACAAGCUCAUGGCUCGCAGCGACAAUGCUCUCGCGCUUAUGCGCAACGGCAACUCGCUGCCGUUUGCCCGCUCUCCUGCCCAGCUGCAGGCGACUGUUGGCCAGAUCCGAGCUCUCGUUGCUCGUAGCGACGCUGACGCUACCGGUGGCCUGUCCGGCAUCCUCGAGCUCAUGGGCUGUCUCCUCAAUACGCUGCUUGGCGAGUCGACGGACAGCUCCUGCCCUGCUGGUCUCGAGGGCAGCACUGGAGCAGACACGACGGGCAACGCCCGUGUGGCCAUGGCCAGCAUGCUCUCGAACCUGAGUGAUGCCCUCAGCACGUCGAGCAAGAAGAUGGCUGCGACCAACUCCAAGCGACAAGACACCACCGAUGUUUCCUCUUCGGCGUCUACUAAUGACGUCCUUGCGCUGCUGAGCAAGCUGGAGCAGAUCAUUCAGAACGUCAUGAAUGACCUGAUGAACCUUGGCCUCAAGAACCCGGCGUCCAACAGUACCUCCGACGACGGUACUGAUGGCGACCGCGACGAGACUGGCGGUGACGAGACUGGCAGUGAUGAUGAGCCUAGCGGCGACGAGGACCAGGGCGACGACGGCAGCGAUGGCGAGGAGACGCCAUCCAGCGAUGCUCCUUCGUCGACUUCCCCUCUUCCCAACGAAGCCACCGCUGCUACUACGUCUUCCAGCGCUGCUGUCCCUCCCAGCACUGCGACGUCGGUCGGUGGCUUCGGCAAGAACUGCCCCGCACCCGGCACGCCUAACGAUGGCAUGUACCGUCCUGGGUGCCCAGGAUACGGUCGCCGUGACCUUGCUCGCCGCUCGGCUGCCGCCGCCAACAAGAAGCGCGCCCUGGACGCUUCGACGCUCAAGGACCUCCUGCCUGCCCUGUCGACGAUCAUCGAGGCCAUGCCUGAUCUCAUCUCCGCAGCUGGGGGUAACAUCACCAACGCUACCAACUCGACGUCGUCUGUCGCUGGUCAAGGUAACUCAACAGUCGUAGCCAACGCCACCGCUCUCGCGCAGUCCCAGUCUUUCAAGAAGGUCGUCACCCAGAUCCACCAGCUCGUCUCCGCUGUCAGCUCCAACUCGACCUCAACCUCGUCCGCUGCCUCACCCUCGGAGACUGGGCGCAGCCACAAGGCAUCUGCUGCUUCUCAGGCCGUCUCUGAGAUCAAUGCCAGCGGUACGGGUGCUCAGACGCCCAAGGAGUCUGUCAAUGCUGCCUCAAUCUCGCACGGCAGUCGUGAAGCCCAGGCUAUCGUGUCUAAGCGCAGCGACGGCACGAAGGUCAACAUGGACCUGGUCAACGACCUCUUCGCCGAGAUCUUGUCCGGCAAGCAGCAUGGCAAGCGCAGGCUCCCUAGCGACUUCUAG